GACUGCCGCUUAGCCACCAGUAUUUAUUUACGCUUUAAAUAAUGUGCCGCUUAAGGCGACGGCGGCAACAUUGAUAUUAUCUGCCAGCCUUGAAAUUUGGACCUUGUUAAUAUUUUGUGGAGGAAUUUAAAAAUUGAUUUGCUGCAAAUAACUCUUAGUGACAGUUACGUAUCAGUUGGUGAGUUUUUUAGGUUAACUAAAACUCCAGUGGGUAUUCACGUUAACUCAUCGAAUAUGUAUAAUAGCUAUUAACUGGUUUAUUUAUGGUUAACAGUAAGACUUGUGAAACUGAAAUAUUUUCUGCUUUUAGUCAUUUUACGUGAAAUAAGUGUGUUGAUUUUUACAUAAAAAUGAAUGCCAAAGCCACUCAAGCGAUAAUAUUUACAUUAGUAGGAUGUAUGUUGAACAAUAUAUUCUUGGAAUAUAUAAUUAAAUUAGAUCCAGGUGCGGGGCAUUUAAUAACAUUAUGUCAAUUUAUAUUUAUUGCUAUGCAGGGGUUGAUUUUUACAUCUAAAUUUGGUACAGUCAAACCCAAAAUACCCUUUAGCAAUUACAUGACUUUAGUCGUUUUAUUUUUCACUACGAGUGUGGUGAAUAAUUGGGCUUUUGCUUUCAACAUUCCUGUUCCUUUACACAUGAUAUUUAGAGCUGGUUCACUUAUAGCUAAUAUGAUCUUGGGAAUUAUUGUAUUGAAGAAAAAAUAUACCCUUGAAAAAUAUUUAUCUGUCAUUCUUAUAACACUUGGAAUCAUCAUAUGUACUCUAUAUUCCAGUAAAUCUAAAGAAAUAUCUUGUACUGACUGUAAUGUUGGAACUGGUGAUGUACCUGAAAAAAAUACAUCAGAAGAAGAAGUUUCCACCGAAUUUUUCUUUUGGUGGAUGAUUGGUAUAUUUCUUCUAACAGGGGCAUUGUUAUUAUCUGCUGCAAUGGGAAUAUUUCAAGAAAGGUUGUAUCAAAAAUAUGAUAAACACCCACAAGAAGCACUUUUUUACACUCAUAUCUUACCCCUCCCUGGAUUUUUGCUCUAUUCAGUUAGUUUAUCAGAACACAUAGACAUAGCAAACAAAAGUGACAUGUACACACUACCUUUAAUCAACAUAAGUUUACCUAUAAUAUGGUGUCUCUUAUUUCUCAAUGUAGUUACCCAGUAUAUGUGUAUAAGUAACGUUUAUAUAUUAACUUCGGAGUGCGCAUCUCUAACUGUUACUUUGGUAAUUACACUGAGAAAAUUCUUUUCAUUAGUAUUUUCAAUAAUUUAUUUCCAAAAUCCGUUCACUUUGGCUCAUUGGAUUGGUACUAUUAUGGUAUUUACGGGUACUUUGAUGUUUUCCGAAACGCAUAAGAAAAUUUUAGGUGCGUUUAUGCCUCCGCAAGAGAAAGUGUCGAAAAAGAAAAACUAAAAACUGCAUUUUUAUGGAUUUUUAUAUGCGUACAUUGUUUUUUUAACUUAUGUUGUAGACGAUGUUAAAAAUAUACAAUUUUAUCAAUUAUCUACAGUAUUAUCGUUGAAAAUGUUUUAAGCAGUUAUGUUUUUGUUUUAAAAUAAAGUUUAAUAAAAUAGUA
Diorhabda sublineata is the source of this 1563-nucleotide messenger RNA. RefSeq names its product UDP-xylose and UDP-N-acetylglucosamine transporter (gene Efr). NCBI's taxonomy places the organism in Eukaryota, Metazoa, Arthropoda, Insecta, Coleoptera, Chrysomelidae. Gene Ontology annotation, cellular component: endoplasmic reticulum membrane; Golgi membrane. Gene Ontology annotation, biological process: transmembrane transport. Bases 351 to 1400 code for a protein of 349 amino acids. The transcript is spliced from 6 exons. The record is from RefSeq and is a predicted model, not a curated record. Gene Ontology annotation, molecular function: UDP-N-acetylglucosamine transmembrane transporter activity; UDP-xylose transmembrane transporter activity.